UGCGGUGGAACGCUCAUCUCCAACGUGCACGUCAUGUCUGCCGCGCACUGUUUCUUUGACCGCGCCGGCGUGUCGAACGUUGGAGCGUAUUCAUCGGUGGUCGUCAGAUUCGGCGCACACGCCGACGUGAAUGCGGGUGCGAUGACGGCGAGCGUUGUCCGCAUAGAUGGACAUCCUGAGUUCAGUGAUAUUACCUGGGACAACGACGUUUCAGUCCUCACGCUUUCGUCUCCCGUCGACGUCGCAUCGUACCCGCCCGUUGUACUAGCUUGGAAUCCGGCCGACAUCAACGUCGGCCAGAUCGCACACGUCGUCGGUUGGGGCACUCGAGACGAUAACAUGUUAAGCAAAGUGAUGAUGGAAGGUACGGUGCCCAUUGUGUCACACGCGCAGUGCACCGCCGCCGGCAGUUACGCCCCGAGUGAAAUUCUGCCUUCGAUGGUCUGCGCCGGUUACGCCCAAGGCGGCGUCGACGCGUGCCAGGGAGAUUCCGGCGGUCCGUUGAUUCAGAAUUCAAAGCAAAUCGGGAUCGUCAGUUGGGGCGAAGGAUGCGCGCUCCCACAAAAGUACGGCGUGUACUUCGCCGUGCGCGCCGCGCAAGGCUUUCUGGCUCUCGCCACGGAUUCG
This is a messenger RNA of Ostreococcus lucimarinus CCE9901, 627 nucleotides long. RefSeq lists its product with no specific name. The transcript has a single exon. Gene Ontology annotation, biological process: proteolysis. Gene Ontology annotation, molecular function: serine-type endopeptidase activity. The record is from RefSeq and is a predicted model, not a curated record. The annotation marks the transcript as partial. NCBI's taxonomy places the organism in Eukaryota, Viridiplantae, Chlorophyta, Mamiellophyceae, Mamiellales, Bathycoccaceae.